Fusarium sp. VM40 is the source of this 627-nucleotide messenger RNA. The record is from the annotation of a GenBank genome assembly. Lineage: Eukaryota; Fungi; Ascomycota; Sordariomycetes; Hypocreales; Nectriaceae.
AUGAGGUCUCUCGGUGAGCGUUUCAACAAGCUUCACAGGAAGGUAGAUAUCCCCCUUGUCUCCUUAAGAUGCGGUCCUGGUGCAGCAAUUCUCCCUCCGGAGGUGACUAGAAUACAUAUGGACUUUGCCAAGAGCUUCAAGAAUGGCCAUAUGGGUGCUAAGAAGUUCUGGCUUGAGAACCUCCCUCGAUUAAAGUACCACAACCCCUCGGUUCCUAUGAUCGUCAACCGCCACAACCGAAACAACAAGAAGCCUACACUUACCAUCUACCUCCGAAAGCCCGACGCCUCAACUCCCGCACCAGCUACUCGUUCUCAGCCCGCCUCAUCACGCGAUAGCCUAUCCAAGGCCACACCACCAGACGCCGACGAGAAGAUCAUCACCGUCGAUAUGACCGAGAAGCACUCGUCCCACAUCCUCGAAUACGUCCUUGCUGAGACUCGUGCGGUUCCUCUGAAACCCACAAAGGAAGAGAUUCGGGAAAUGCAAGAGAUUGAAGCCAUGAGGAAGCAGGCCGAUGUUGACCGCGCACGUAUGAGGAGUUUGCGCGAGGAGAAGCAGCGAGAGGAGGACAUGUUGAAGCGAGCUCGGGCGGCCGGUGGUGUUGCCGAGGAAGAGGACUCGUAA